This is a messenger RNA of Nothoprocta perdicaria, 4219 nucleotides long. RefSeq names its product ribosomal protein S6 kinase A3 (gene RPS6KA3). Lineage: Eukaryota; Metazoa; Chordata; Aves; Tinamiformes; Tinamidae. Gene Ontology annotation, molecular function: magnesium ion binding; ATP binding; ribosomal protein S6 kinase activity. The coding region runs from base 4 to 2229 and encodes 741 amino acids. The transcript is spliced from 22 exons. The record is from RefSeq and is a predicted model, not a curated record. Gene Ontology annotation, biological process: intracellular signal transduction; protein phosphorylation.
AAGAUGCCCCUGGCGCAGCUGGCCGACCCGUGGCAGAAGAUGGCCGUGGAGAGCGCGGCCGAGAGCGGCGCCGAGAAUGGACAGCAAAUUGUGGAUGAACCAAUGGGAGAAGAUGAUAUCAACCCACAAACUGAAGAAGAAACUAUAAAAGAAAUUGCAAUAACUCAUCACGUAAAGGAAGGACAUGAGAAAGCAGAUCCUUCACAGUUUGAACUUCUGAAAGUGCUGGGACAAGGAUCCUUUGGGAAGGUAUUUCUUGUCAAAAAAAUCUCAGGAUCAGAUGCUAGACAGCUUUAUGCAAUGAAGGUAUUGAAAAAGGCCACCUUGAAAGUUCGAGAUCGAGUUCGAACAAAAAUGGAGCGUGAUAUCCUAGUAGAAGUUAAUCAUCCUUUUAUUGUCAAGCUACAUUAUGCUUUUCAAACAGAAGGAAAACUAUAUCUUAUUUUGGAUUUUCUCAGGGGAGGAGACUUGUUUACACGGUUAUCCAAAGAGGUGAUGUUCACAGAAGACGAUGUUAAAUUUUACUUGGCGGAAUUAGCACUUGCUUUAGACCAUCUACAUAGUCUUGGAAUAAUAUACAGGGACCUGAAACCAGAAAACAUACUCCUUGAUGAAGAAGGACAUAUCAAAUUGACAGAUUUUGGCCUUAGCAAAGAGUCAAUUGAUCAUGAGAAAAAAGCCUACUCUUUUUGUGGGACAGUGGAGUAUAUGGCACCAGAAGUUGUUAAUCGACGAGGCCAUACACAGAGUGCAGACUGGUGGUCUUUUGGUGUUUUAAUGUUUGAAAUGCUCACUGGUACUCUACCUUUCCAAGGGAAAGACAGAAAAGAAACCAUGACUAUGAUUCUCAAGGCCAAACUUGGAAUGCCCCAGUUUCUGAGUCCUGAAGCACAGAGUCUUCUCAGAAUGCUCUUCAAAAGAAACCCAGCAAACAGAUUAGGAGCGGGUCCAGAUGGAGUUGAAGAAAUUAAGAGACAUCCAUUUUUUUCAAAAAUAGACUGGAAUAAAUUGUACAGGAGAGAAAUACAUCCUCCUUUUAAACCUGCAACUGGCAGGCCUGAAGAUACAUUUUAUUUUGAUCCUGAGUUUACAGCAAAAACUCCAAAAGAUUCACCUGGCAUCCCACCCAGCGCUAAUGCACAUCAGCUGUUUCGGGGAUUUAGUUUUGUAGCUAUUGCAUCAGAUGAUGAAAGCCAAGCAAUGCAGACAGUUGGAGUUCAUUCAAUUGUCCAGCAGUUGCACAGGAACAGCAUUCAAUUUACUGAUGGAUAUGAAGUAAAGGAAGAUAUCGGAGUUGGGUCUUACUCUAUUUGCAAGAGAUGUAUUCAUAAAGCUUCAAACAUGGAAUAUGCUGUAAAGAUCAUUGACAAGAGUAAAAGAGACCCAACAGAGGAAAUUGAAAUCCUACUGCGCUAUGGGCAGCAUCCAAACAUUAUUACCCUAAAAGAUGUAUAUGAUGAUGGAAAAUAUGUAUAUGUAGUAACGGAACUUAUGAAAGGAGGAGAACUGCUGGAUAAAAUUCUUAGGCAAAAGUUUUUCUCCGAGCGGGAAGCUAGUGCUGUCUUGUUCACAAUAACAAAGACUGUUGAAUACCUCCAUGCACAAGGGGUUGUUCACAGAGACCUGAAACCUAGCAAUAUUCUUUAUGUGGAUGAAUCUGGUAAUCCAGAAUCGAUUCGAAUUUGUGAUUUUGGCUUUGCAAAACAACUGCGAGCAGAAAAUGGUCUUCUGAUGACUCCAUGUUAUACAGCAAACUUUGUUGCACCAGAGGUUUUAAAGAGGCAAGGCUAUGAUGCUGCGUGCGACAUAUGGAGCCUCGGUGUUCUACUUUAUACCAUGCUUACUGGCUACACUCCUUUUGCAAAUGGCCCCGAUGAUACCCCAGAGGAGAUUUUGGCCAGAAUAGGCAGUGGGAAGUUCUCUCUCAGCGGUGGUUAUUGGAAUACAGUUUCAGAAACAGCUAAGGACCUUGUUUCAAAAAUGCUUCAUGUUGACCCACAUCAAAGACUGACUGCAGCCCAAGUGCUUAGUCACACCUGGAUAGUUCACUGUGACCAGUUGCCUCAAUACCAGCUGAACAGGCAGGAUGCUCCCCACUUGGUAAAGGGUGCAAUGGCAGCAACCUACUCCGCUUUGAAUCGCAAUCAGUCACCGGUUCUGGAGCCAGUUGGCCGUUCCACUCUUGCUCAGAGGAGAGGUAUAAAAAAAAUUACCUCAACAGCCCUGUGAAGUGACCUCAGCCAGAUACUUGGUACCAUGGCAUAAGAUGAUAGCACAAAUCAUGGCGACAGGUAGCACAUAUCUGACAGAUACCUGCAAGCACACUCUGUCCCAGCUGGUACCUAUAAUGCUGCUGCUCCUGCUGCUGCUACUGCUUUCAUCUAUUCUCGCUUUAAACUGUUGAUGGCAACUUACUGAUCUGACUGGAGCUGCAGGCGGUGUGAUGAUGAGUGGAAACACAAUGAAAAAUAUCACGUUCACGAGCGAAUAAACCAGAAGAAUUGCGAACACCACCUCUGUCAAAAAUACACUGAAUAAAGCACUCUGCACCACAUAGCAUUAUUUUUAUAAGGAAUAUUUUUUGUCCCCUAAAAUAUUCUUUGUUACAGGUAGAGAUGGACAGUUUAUGUUAAGCACUUAGCUUAAACGAUCUGUUUAUAUUAGCACUAUAUACUUUGUGCCAUCCAACAUUUUGUAUGUUUUUGUAAACAGUUCAUAAGCAGUACAUUUCUGUGCUGUUUUCUUUAAUGUAUACAUGCCUUGUUUUACUUAGAUUUUAUUAAUCAUUUUGACAACUAAGUCUGAUUAAACAGUUCACCUGGAUUAAUCAGUAUUGUUGGACAGCUCUAAAAGAAGCCUGACUGUUAAACAGCUAUUGAAUGUAAUACUAUGAAUAUGUAUUUCUCCUUGCGUGUGUCUUUUCUACAUUUCCAUGUUUUUGAAUUUGCCUGUCAUGUUAUGAAAAUCGGAAUACUGUUUGUAGUAUUCAAAAUUUAAACAGUGGGUCUCUCCAUACUACAUAUACAUAGAUAAUAUAACUCAGAGGAAAAAUAGUUUGCUCUAUAUCUUACUGUCUUUUGUCCCUUCUCUCUUCCCUUUUAUGCUCUCCCGUCUAAUCUCCGGACUCAGGAAUCACUGCUAAAUACUGUCUGAUAGACGACAUUUCUGUAUUGUUUAUUCUUAUAUAAUCCAUUGUUAAUAUUUUGUCUUUGUUCUGACUUUUAUUGUAAACUGCAAAGGAUUUGUUCAGUGAAUGCUGGCAUUAUAGAAGAAGGGCAGUGUUGAAGAUAAAGCAAAACAUAAUGUCCAGUAAUAAGCAGAAGCUAGAAAAAAGUGUAGGUUUAAACCACAUCCAUUGUGACUGCCAAACUGAUUGAUCUGAUGUUCAGUCUGUUAUUGCCUGAUACGCAUAGUUAACAACCAAAGCAAAAUGAGAGCAGAAUCAUUGAGAUCUGUCUCAGGGUGGAGAACUGUCAUUAAAACCAAACAUGAAAAUAGUACUGUCAAGGUCAGCUCAAAACGAGACUGUUCAGAGUCAACGUUCUUGCUUUUCCCUAGACAAGACUUGUAAUGAGAAUGAAAGACUCAUGAUCUUUAUACCGGUACUGGCCUUCAGUAAUCCUGGCCUCCUGAUAUCUUACGUAGCUAAAGGCAUGUGUCUAGCCUUGAAAGAUCCAUUGCCCAGCUGAGAUGAGGUACUGGAGUGUGUUUGAAUGCAGGGAGUCUCCCAUUUCACCAAGUAAUUUGCUACAUUAACUCACUCCAGCUAAGAAAGUGGCCAAAUACCAACUUUAAUAUGUAUGGAUCUGUCUGAACAGCUGUUCGUGAACAGCAACAUUUGAAAAUCCAAAGAUAGGGGCAAGCUAGUAUUUUGUAGAAGGUGGGAUUUUUUUGGAUUAGGAGUAUUAAAUUACUCUUAUUUCAGGGAAACUAGAAUAUUAACUGCAAGAGUUUUGUUGGAAAGGAGAAUCAUCUUUAUGACACUGAGUUGUUCUGUAUGAAUGAGAAGCUUCCUUCUUUUGCAAGAUUUUCCUAGCUCCUUGGGUGAGCUUUCAUUCCCAAGUUUGCAAUGGAGCCAGUUUUAUUGCCCUUCUUGAAAAUCUGAUAAAUGUUAAUCCUCUGUAACGUUCCCCGAUGCCCAUCUCCUUAAUUUGGCAAGAAAUAGCUACUGGACUCCCCGUAUUAAGUCGCAGUACUUCAUCAGACCUGAUGGUGGAGA